Plodia interpunctella (Indianmeal moth) is the source of this 4049-nucleotide messenger RNA. Its product is annotated as homeobox protein Nkx-2.1-like. The transcript is spliced from 7 exons. Gene Ontology annotation, cellular component: nucleus. The coding region runs from base 45 to 1031 and encodes 328 amino acids. Gene Ontology annotation, biological process: cell differentiation; regulation of transcription by RNA polymerase II. Gene Ontology annotation, molecular function: RNA polymerase II cis-regulatory region sequence-specific DNA binding; DNA-binding transcription factor activity, RNA polymerase II-specific. The record is from RefSeq and is a predicted model, not a curated record. Lineage: Eukaryota; Metazoa; Arthropoda; Insecta; Lepidoptera; Pyralidae.
CUAGAGGCUGAGCCGUCGAGUGGCGUCGAGUACCGGCCGGUCGGAUGUCCGCGGAGGGCGGCGGCUACUCGCCGUGUCCGGCGGAGGCGCUGCCGGAACUGAGCGCCGCGGAGCUGGCGAUGAGCCUGUCUCCAAAGUCAGCCUUGCUGCAGCAGAACCUCUCCCAGCUGCAGCUUCAGCAUUCCACGCCGUUCUCUGUGACUGAUAUUCUGUCCCCGAUCGAGGAGUACCGCAAGCUGGAGCUGGCGAACAACCCGCCUUCGCCUUACAGGUCAAACUCGUCAGGCAGCAGCAUCAACUCGCCCUUAGGGCCGUCCUGCGGGAUGGCGGGCAACCCGUACGCGGUGCCCCUGUACGGGGGCGCCCCCGUGCAGGGCUACGGCUGCGCCCCCGCCGACCUGCCACACUACGGUGACAUGCGCGGCGCAGGCUGGUACCCUGCCUCCAACGACCCCAGGUUUGCCAUUUCCAGGUUAAUGACCUCCACCUCCGGCGGGAUGGGCCACGUAAACAAUAUGGGGGGCCUGGCCGCCUGCGCGGGGCCUGACGCGAAGCCCAUGCAGUUCCCCCUGGCCCAGAGACGCAAAAGAAGAGUCCUGUUCACGCAAGCUCAAGUGUACGAGCUAGAACGACGGUUUAAACAGCAGAAGUACCUGUCAGCCCCUGAGCGGGAGCACCUCGCGUCGCUCAUACACCUCACACCUACGCAGGUCAAAAUAUGGUUUCAAAAUCAUCGUUACAAAUGUAAAAGGCAGGCAAAGGAGAAAGCGAUGGCGGAGCAGAACCAACACAAUCAGUCUUCAUCAUCACCCCGGCGGGUCGCGGUGCCGGUGCUCGUCAAAGACGGCAAGCCCUGCGGCUCCGGGGAAUCUUCCUCGCCAGCGCACAGCCACUGCGCCACGCCCACCUCAGGCUACACCCAGCAAGGAACCCAGGCAGCGUGCAGCAACCCACUGGUUUCCUACCGACAACCAGCUGCGUACCAGCAGCAAUGUUCCGGCUACCUCCCCCUGCAGGGCAGGGCGUGGUAGAAGUUCCCCCAGCUUUACCACGAGACUAUGUUUAAAGAGGAAAUGUAUUUUGAUUAGGUCAUGUUGCGUCAGGAAACGUGGGUUGAGCUCGUGUUAACGAUACUAAUUCUUUAUUUCGGACAAAAAAUAUUUUUGCCAGACAUAACGUUUGAUUUAAAAAAAUAAAAUAUAGUAUUGCACGCAACGCGAUAAGGCAUAUAAAAAUAAAGAAUCUAUAGCAAAUCUUAGUAACGAUCUUUUAUUCAUACUUAUCGGGUAUUAGUUGACAAUGUCGCCAGUCACAACAUCGGCCGUCGGUACAUCGAUGACUGACAGGUUACUGUAACGAGAGUGCGCGUGUCAAUGGCCGCUGCAUCGACCGCUAACAAUAUCGACAGUCACCUUUAUGACAGAUAUGUUACAGGUUACAGUGAUAGUAUUCACGUCUACAGUUAUAUACUCACCAUAAGUAUUUACAGAUAUAUAAUUUACAGAAUUAUAUUAUUUCAAGAUUUUAUUAUUAUUAGUUUAAUUCUGCGUUUGUCAUGAAUUUAACGUGUCUUGUAAAUUACAUUUACAACUUCCCGCUUAAAUUAAGUGUACACAUAUUUUUUUUCAUUUGCUUAAAUUAUAAUGAUAAUGAAAAGUUAUUAACAACGUCUAGCGCCAACGGUGGCAAUACAAGUCAGUUUGUGUUUUAAAUUAUUGGUUUUUAUCACGUUUUACAUACAAAUAUACUUAAUGGCUAUAAACAAAUAUGCAUUCUCAACAGCAAAGCUCUACCGGAUAUUAAGAAUAUACAAAAACAAAAAAAAUCUGUUUAUUCCCUUUGUUGCCCAUGUGGUUCCAUCGCAGAGUUCUACUGGUUGAUGGUUGUGGUUCAAUCAAUCGGACCACGGGAAAUUUACUUCUAUCCUGAAACCAUACCUAUUAAGCGAUUGUAAUUUAUAUAAUAAUUAUACUACUGUAAAAAGAUUUUUUACAAAUAGUUUGAUUUCGCGCGUUCCUCUAAGAACAUUGUCUAUGGUAAAGCGUGGUUGGCUAUGGCGGACCAGAGACAAUUAGUGAAAUAGUGAGAGUGCGGGUGUCGGACUAAAAUAGCGAAGGCCGCACGGAGGGUUCUGUAUAUAAGUAGUUGCGUAGAUAUAUAAGCCUACAUGGAUUUGAAUUUUAUUUGUGAUACCAACUUUUUCAUCCGAGUUUGGACAUGAUCACAAAAUUUUAUUUGUAUUGCCUAUAGCACUACCUAUUUUCAUUAAUUCAUCAUCAUAACUAUUAUCAACUUAUUGCCCAUUAAAAGUAGGUAUUACUUAAAUAAUAUGUAAAUUAAAAUAGCUUACAACGUACAUCAGUCCGCACAACUUACAAUAGGUACAACUUUUUUUUAAAAUCAUAGACAUCAUUAUUUUGUUGGAGGUUUCCAAUGUCAUUUCUACUAUUUCUCACCUUUAUAUUACUUUUUAAAAUUUACAUGAGCUACUUUAAAUCAAUUACCUUUAAAUAUUUAAUUUCGUAAAUCUAGAACUUAAAAAAUAGAUAUUCUUACAAUAUAUCAAUGUAUUAAGUAUUUUGUGAUCAUGUUUAAAUUAAAUCUAGUGCCAAACGUAACGUUCUUUCGCGUGAAGGAAUUUUUCAAACACUUGUGUUUAUUUUCUAUUGUAUUGUAAAUAACUGAAGUAGAGGACAAUUGUUGUGUGAAUAGUUUUAUGGUAAAUCAGUGUUUGUGUGUGUAGAUAUCUAAUGUACAUAACGGUGUGAACACUUAGUGAUUUUGUAGGGCAAUUCCUUUUAUAUACUGAAGGCCUACCACGGAACAUACAAACACGUUUCUAAAGUCCACACAAAUGCUGUCUUUUUUUUCUUUUUGUGGAAAAAAAGGGAGAAUGUUUGGACGCCAUGACGUGCUACGUGUUUUAUGUUUCACGGUAGCCCUGUAGCCUAAAUCAUUUUUUUAAUAUACUCCACUUUUUAUAAAAAGUAUUUUUUAUUAUUCAUUCAGAAGUAACCUUAAUAAAAAUUAUGUCAUAAUAUCUCAAUUUAUUCUUUAAGAGACGACAACGAAUUUAUGAAAUCUGAUUUAUAUUUUUUUUGUAAUAAAAACAAUUAAGUAUUAGUUUUGAACAGAUCCAUUUUAUGGACAAUACCUAGAUAGAACAGAGCACUCAUCGUACAAGUAAGUGAAAAUGUCUAAUAUUAAAAGUUUACAUCUUGCAAUGCAAUGAAAAAUAUAAUAUAACCUUAUUUUGCUUAUGAUUAAUUGUUAAUUUACUUACUUUAAGUCGAGUGGCAAUUAUUUUACAGAGAAAACAUAUGAAAAAUAUAAUUGAUGCUAAAAAAAUAUACCUAUAACAAUUUCCUGAAAGCAUAGCUUAAUUACUGGAAAAAAUUACAUUAAAAAUAGUUUCUAGAAUUGUCUUAAGUAAUUUAAAGAAUCAAAUUUAACUGUCGCCUUUAUUUUCCUAAAAAAUGUGAAAUCGGCGCCACUAGGUUUCAGAGUUUUAUUCAAAACACGGGAAUAAUUUAUACGUAGUUAAUUUUUUUAUUAAUGUGCAUCAUUGCAAUGUACUUAAACAAUUUAUAUUCAUUCAUCUCAAUAGUAGUCGAAAAUUGUAAAUAAAUAACGUACGGCUCAUGUUGGCACCACCAACAAGAUGGCGGCUUUCCCGCGGUAAUUAUAGCAAUAAGAAUAAUUGUAAUUAGAUUAAUGAUAUGAAGAGAUGUAAGUAAUGUUUUUCUAAACUUAAUUUAUGUUCUGGAUAGUUCCAUGUAAUUAUUAUAAGAUUAGGGACGUUAUUUCGGAUUACGAAUAUAAAUAAUUGAAAUAAUGGUAAUGUGAAAGGAAUUUGUAAUUAUAAGGAGAAGUGAGGUGUAAUGAAUUUCGAUUUAUAAAAUAAAAAUUAACGAGUUUUAUAUAUUUGUUUUACUUGAAAACCUUCUUAGAGCAAUCGAAUAUAUUCAAAAAGAAGCAAUUUUUAUCCUUCCCUGCGAUCUCAAAGCCUGUUGGACUGGACGCUUCUUCCAGUCCUGUCAAAAAUAUUG